Symphalangus syndactylus (siamang) is the source of this 9134-nucleotide messenger RNA. It is a transcript of the gene SPTBN4, whose product is annotated as spectrin beta, non-erythrocytic 4. The record is from RefSeq and is a predicted model, not a curated record. Gene Ontology annotation, molecular function: structural constituent of cytoskeleton; phospholipid binding; actin binding. Lineage: Eukaryota; Metazoa; Chordata; Mammalia; Primates; Hylobatidae. Gene Ontology annotation, cellular component: spectrin.
CCGUGGGUGACACCGUGGGCGUCAGCCUGUACGAUAGGGUGUGGGACGUGUGAGGUGUGCUACAUGGAAGCGUGAGACUAUUAGACUGUGACAGUGUGUGACACCACAUGUCUCGUGUAAGGAUGUGUGACACCGGGACCCCAUUCGAGUGUGUGGCUGUGGGUGUCUGUGUUGCGCUGCUGUUUGUGACCCCCUGUGACUAUGAUGUGUGAGGUGCGGUGGUGCAGCAUGUGCGGGGCGACUUCUGUGAAGGUUCGAGUGUGUAGAGUGUGUGAUACUGUGGCUGUGAAGCUGUGCGUGAUGUGUGGGCCUAUGACACUGUUUGUGAUUGCCAGGGAGUGUGCGGCUGUGUGUGACAGGUGCAUUUGUGUGUGACGCUGCGUGGGCGGUGGUGACCCUAUUGGAUUUGUGUGGUGGUGGGUGACACCGUUCCAGUGUGGACGCCGCGUGUGAUGGCGUGAGGGUGUGACCCCGUGAGACCCCACAGGAGGGAGUGACGGCGCGCGAGCGCGUGGAUUCGGGGGCCUCACCUUCCCCGAUGGCGCAGGUACCAGGGGAAGUGGACAACAUGGAGGGCCUGCCUGCCCCUAACAACAACAACCCUGCUGCCCGCUGGGAGAGUCCGGAUCGGGGCUGGGAGCGGGAGCAGCCAGCUGCGUCCACCGCAGCGGCCUCGCUGUUUGAGUGCUCCCGGAUCAAGGCCUUGGCAGAUGAGCGGGAAGCCGUGCAGAAGAAAACCUUCACCAAGUGGGUGAACUCGCACCUCGCCCGCGUGGGCUGCCACAUCGGGGACCUCUAUGUGGACCUCCGGGACGGCUUCGUGCUCACGCGGCUCCUGGAAGUGCUGUCUGGGGAGCAGCUGCCCAGGCCCACGCGCGGCCGCAUGCGGAUCCACUCACUGGAGAACGUGGACAAGGCGCUGCAGUUUCUGAAGGAGCAGCGCGUGCACCUGGAGAACGUGGGUUCGCAUGACAUCGUGGAUGGGAAUCACCGGCUGACGCUGGGGCUGGUCUGGACCAUCAUCCUGCGCUUCCAGAUUCAAGUCAUCAAAAUUGAGACUGAGGACAACAGAGAGACACGCUCAGCCAAGGAUGCUCUGCUCUUGUGGUGUCAGAUGAAGACAGCUGGUUACCCUGAGGUAAACAUCCAGAAUUUCACCACCAGCUGGCGGGAUGGCUUGGCCUUCAAUGCCCUCAUUCACCGGCACAGGCCCGAUCUCGUGGACUUCAGCAAACUCACCAAGUCCAACGCCAACUACAACCUGCAGAGAGCCUUCCGCACAGCUGAGCAGCACCUGGGGCUGGCGCGGCUGCUGGAUCCUGAAGAUGUGAACAUGGAGGCUCCAGAUGAGAAGUCCAUCAUCACCUACGUGGUCUCUUUCUACCACUAUUUCUCCAAGAUGAAGGCUCUGGCUGUGGAGGGGAAGCGUAUCGGGAAGGUCUUGGACCAGGUGUUGGAGGUGGGGAAGAUCAUAGAACGCUACGAGGAGCUGGCGGCCGAGCUACUGGCCUGGAUCCACCGCACCGUGGGCCUCAUCAGCAACCAGAAAUUUGCCAACUCCUUAAGUGGGGUGCAGCAGCAACUCCAGGCUUUCACGGCCUAUUGCACGCUGGAGAAGCCUGUCAAGUUCCAGGAGAAGGGGAACCUAGAGGUGCUGCUCUUCAGCAUCCAGAGCAAACUGCGUGCCUGCAACCGCCGCCUCUUUGUGCCUCGGGAGGGCUGUGGCAUCUGGGAUAUUGACAAGGCAUGGGGUGAGCUGGAGAAGGCUGAGCAUGAGCGGGAGGCUGCCCUACGGGCUGAGCUGAUUCGGCAGGAGAAGCUGGAACUACUGGCACAGAGGUUUGACCACAAGGUGGCUAUGAGGGAGAGCUGGCUGAAUGAGAACCAACGUCUGGUCUCCCAGGACAACUUUGGGUAUGAGCUGCCCGCAGUGGAGGCAGCCAUGAAGAAACAUGAAGCGAUCGAGGCAGACAUUGCGGCCUACGAGGAGCGGGUGCAGGGUGUGGCGGAGCUGGCCCAGGCAUUGGCGGCCGAAGGCUACUACGAUAUCCGGCGGGUGGCAGCCCAGCGUGACAGCGUCCUGCGCCAGUGGGCCCUGCUAACUGGGCUUGUGGGUGCCCGGCGGACACGGCUCGAGCAGAACCUGGCCCUGCAGAAGGUCUUCCAGGAGAUGGUGUACAUGGUGGACUGGAUGGAGGAGAUGCAGGCUCAGCUGCUAUCCCGGGAGUGUGGGCAGCACCUGGUGGAGGCGGACGACCUGUUGCAGAAGCAUGGACUGCUGGAGGGAGACAUUGCGGCCCAGAGCGAGCGGGUGGAGGCUCUCAAUGCCGCUGCCCUGCGCUUCUCCCAGCUGCAGGGCUACCAGCCCUGCGACCCGCAGGUCAUCUGCAACCGCGUGAACCACGUGCACGGCUGCCUGGCGGAGCUGCAGGAGCAGGCAGCGCGGCGACGCGCGGAGCUGGAGGCCUCACGGAGCCUGUGGGCGCUGCUGCAGGAGCUGGAGGAGGCCGAGAGCUGGGCGCGCGACAAGGAGCGUCUCCUGGAGGCUGCGGGCGGCGGCGGUGCGGCGGGCGCAGCGGGCGCAGCGGGCGCAGCGGGCGGCGCGCAUGACCUGUCCAGCACCGCGCGCCUCCUGGCCCAGCACAAGAUCCUGCAGGGCGAGCUGGGCGGGCGGCGGGCGUUGCUGCAGCAGGCCCUGCGGUGUGGCGAGGAGCUGGUUGCGGCCGGCGGUGCCGUCGGCCCGGGAGCAGAGACGGUGCACCUGGUGGGCCUGGCAGAGCGUGCGGCAAGCGCCCGGCGCCGCUGGCAGAGGCUGGAAGAGGCGGCUGCGCGGCGAGAGCGGCGGCUGCAGGAGGCGCGGGCGCUGCACCAGUUCGGCGCUGACCUCGACGGGCUGCUGGACUGGCUUCGCGACGCUUACCGCCUGGCAGCCGCCGGUGACUUCGGCCACGACGAAGCUUCCAGCCGCCGCCUGGCGCGCCAGCACCGCGCGCUCACCGGGGAGGUGGAGGCACAUCGCGGGCCCGUGAGCGGCCUGCGGCGCCAGCUGGCGACACUCGGGGGUGCCAGUGGCGCAGGGCCACUGGUAGUGGCGCUGCAGGUGCGCGUGGUGGAAGCAGAGCAGUUGUUCGCUGAGGUGACCGAAGUGGCGGCGCUGCGGCGCCAGUGGCUGCGGGACGCGCUCGCCGUCUACCGCAUGUUUGGCGAGGUGCACGCGUGUGAGCUGUGGAUCGGCGAGAAGGAGCAAUGGCUGCUCUCCAUGCGUGUGCCGGAUUCACUCGACGACGUCGAGGUGGUGCAGCACCGAUUCGAGAGCCUGGACCAAGAGAUGAACAGCCUGAUGGGCCGCGUUCUGGACGUGAACCACACGGUCCAGGAGCUGGUGGAAGGAGGCCACCCCAGUUCAGAUGAGGUGCGUUCCUGCCAGGACCACCUCAACAGCAGGUGGAACCGCAUCGUGGAGCUAGUGGAACAGCGCAAAGAGGAAAUGAGCGCGGUGCUCCUGGUGGAGAACCACGUACUGGAGGUGGCCGAGGUGCGCGCCCAGGUGCGUGAGAAGCGGCGAGCUGUGGAGAGCGCGCCCCGGGCCGGCGGCGCCCUGCAGUGGCGUCUUAGCGGCCUAGAGGCCGCUCUGCAGGCGCUGGAGCCGCGCCAGGCGGCCCUUCUGGAGGAGGCAGCUCUACUGGCUGAGCGCUUCCCGGCGCAGGCGGCGCGGCUGCACCAGGGCGCGGAAGAGCUGGGCGCCGAGUGCGGGGCGCUAGCCAGCGCGGCUCAGGCCUGCGGCGAGGCGGUGGCGGCAGCAGGGCGCCUGCAGCGCUUCCUACAUGACCUCGACGCUUUCCUGGACUGGCUCGUGCGCGCCCAGGAGGCGGCGGGCGGCAGCGAGGGGCCCCUGCCCAACAGCCUAGAAGAGGCGGACGCGCUGCUGGCGCGCCACGCUGCGCUCAAGGAGGAAGUGGACCAGCGCGAGGAAGACUAUGCUCGCAUCGUGGCGGCCAGCGAGGCGCUGCUGGCCGCCGACGGCGCAGAGCUGGGCCCGGGUCUGGUACUAGACGAGUGGCUGCCACACCUCGAACUUGGCUGGCAUAAACUGCUCGGCUUGUGGGAGGCGCGCAGGGAGGCGCUGGUCCAGGCGCACAUCUACCAGCUCUUCCUGCGGGAUCUUCGCCAGGCCCUCGUGGUGCUGCGUAACCAGGAGAUGGCGCUGUCUGGUGCGGAGCUCCCGGGCACAGUGGAAUCGGUGGAGGAGGCCUUGAAACAGCACCGUGAUUUUCUCACCACCAUGGAGCUGAGCCAGCAAAAGAUGCAGGUGGCUGUGCAGGCUGCGGAGGGCCUGCUGAGGCAGGGCAACAUCUACGGGGAGCAGGCUCAGGAGGCUGUGACCCGGCUGCUGGAGAAGAACCAAGAAAACCAGUUACGGGCCCAGCAAUGGAUGCAAAAGCUACAUGACCAACUUGAGCUGCAGCACUUCCUCCGAGACUGCCACGAGCUGGAUGGCUGGAUCCAUGAGAAGAUGCUGAUGGCGCGGGAUGGCACACGGGAGGACAGCCACAAGCUGCAUAAGAGAUGGCUCCGGCACCAGGCAUUCAUGGCCGAGCUGGCUCAGAAUAAGGAGUGGCUGGAGAAGAUCGAGAGGGAGGGCCAGCAACUGAUGCAGGAGAAGCCCGAACUGGCGGCCUCUGUGCGGAAGAAGCUGGGCGAGAUCCGCCAGUGCUGGGCGGAGCUGGAGAGCACCACCCAGGCCAAGGCACGGCAGCUCUUUGAGGCCAGCAAAGCAGACCAGCUGGUGCAGAGCUUUGCUGAGCUGGACAAGAAGCUCCUUCACAUGGAGAGCCAGCUGCAAGACGUGGACCCUGGAGGGGACCUGGCCACUGUCAACAGUCAGCUUAAGAAGCUGCAGUCCAUGGAGUCGCAGGUGGAGGAGUGGUACCGCGAGGUGGGAGAGCUGCAGGCGCAGACGGCGGCGCUGCCGCUGGAGCCGGCGAGCAAGGAGCUGGUGGGCGAGCGGCAGAACGCGGUGGGCGAGCGCCUGGUGCGCCUGCUCGAGCCGUUGCAGGAGCGCCGCCGCUUGCUGCUGGCCUCCAAGGAGUUGCACCAGGUGGCGCACGACCUGGACGACGAGCUGGCAUGGGUUCAGGAGCGGCUGCCACUGGCCAUGCAGACAGAGCGAGGCAACGGUUUGCAGGCGGUCCAGCAGCACAUCAAAAAGAACCAGGGCCUGCGGCGGGAGAUCCAGGCGCACGGGCCGCGCCUGGAGGAGGUGCUGGAGCGCGCGGGCGCGCUGGCGUCGCUGCGCAGCCCGGAGGCAGAGGCAGUGCGUCGGGGCCUGGAGCAGCUGCAGAACGCCUGGGCCGGACUGCGGGAGGCUGCCGAGCGACGGCAGCAGGCGCUGGACGCCGCCUUCCAGGUGGAGCAGUACUACUUCGACGUGGCUGAGGUGGAGGCGUGGCUGGGCGAGCAGGAGCUGCUCAUGAUGAGUGAGGACAAGGGCAAGGACGAACAGAGCACCCUGCAGCUGCUCAAGAAACACCUGCAGCUGGAGCAAGGCGUGGAGAACUACGAGGAAAGCAUCGCGCAGCUGUCGCGCCAGUGCCGGGCGCUGCUGGAGAUGGGACACCCGGACAGCGAGCAGAUCAGCCGGCGGCAGUCUCAGGUGGACCGCCUGUACGUGGCACUCAAGGAGCUGGGUGAGGAGCGCCGGGUGGCUCUGGAACAGCAGUACUGGCUGUACCAGCUCAGCCGCCAGGUGAGCGAGCUUGAGCACUGGAUUGCCGAGAAGGAGGUGGUGGCUGGCUCACCCGAGCUCGGCCAGGACUUUGAGCAUGUCUCGGUGCUGCAGGAGAAAUUCUCAGAGUUCGCCAGCGAGACAGGUACGGCAGGGCGGGAACGGCUGGCAGCUGUGAACCAGAUGGUGGAUGAGCUGAUCGAGUGUGGCCAUACAGCAGCGGCCACCAUGGCCGAGUGGAAGGACGGACUGAACGAGGCCUGGGCUGAGCUGCUGGAGCUCAUGGGCACACGGGCCCAGCUGCUGGCCGCCUCUCGGGAGCUUCAUAAGUUCUUCAGUGACGCCCGAGAGCUUCAGGGACAGAUUGAGGAGAAGCGGAGGCGGCUGCCCCGCCUGACCACCCCGCCUGAGCCGAGACCCAGCGCCAGUUCCAUGCAGCGGACCCUGAGAGCCUUUGAGCAUGACCUGCAGCUCCUCGUGUCCCAGGUACGGCAGCUGCAGGAGGGGGCGGCCCAGCUGCGGACGGUGUAUGCGGGUGAACAUGCCGAGGCCAUCGCUAGCCGGGAGCAGGAGGUGCUGCAGGGUUGGAAAGAGCUGCUGUCAGCCUGCGAGGAUGCCCGCCUGCACGUCAGCUCCACGGCCGACGCCCUGCGCUUCCACAGCCAAGUCCGCGACCUGCUCUCCUGGAUGGAUGGCAUCGCCAGCCAGAUUGGGGCAGCCGACAAGCCCAGGGACGUGUCAUCAGUGGAGGUGCUCAUGAACUACCACCAGGGCUUGAAGACUGAGCUGGAGGCGCGGGUGCCUGAGCUGACCACCUGCCAGGAGCUGGGGCGAUCUCUGCUGCUCAACAAAAGUGCCAUGGCUGAUGAGAUCCAGGCACAGCUGGACAAGCUGGGAACAAGGAAGGAGGAGGUGUCGGAAAAGUGGGACCGCCAUUGGGAGUGGCUGCAGCAGAUGCUGGAGGUGCACCAGUUUGCCCAGGAGGCGGUGGUGGCUGAUGCCUGGCUGACAGCCCAGGAGCCGCUCCUGCAGAGCCGGGAGCUGGGCAGCAGCGUGGAUGAGGUGGAGCAGCUUAUCCGGCGACACGAGGCCUUCCGCAAAGCGGCUGCAGCCUGGGAAGAGAGGUUCAGCUCUCUGCGGCGCCUGACGACGAUCGAGAAAAUCAAGGCGGAACAGAGCAAGCAGCCGCCCACCCCACUGCUGGGGCGCAAGUUCUUUGGGGACCCCACGGAACUGGCGGCCAAGGCGGCGCCCCUGCUGCGGCCAGGGGGCUAUGAAAGGGGCUUGGAGCCCCUGGCCCGCCGGGCCUCGGACACGCUCUCCGCCGAGGUGCGGACUCGGGUUGGGUAUGUGCGCCAGGAGCUCAAGCCCGAGCGCCUCCAGCCGCGCAUUGACCGGCUGCCGGAGAUCCCGGGGAGGGUGGAGCCUGCGGCCCUGCCUGCCGCACCAGAGGACGCGGCGGAGACCCCCGCGACCCCCGCGGCCCCUGUGGCGGCGGAGCAGGUCCGGCCACGGCCGGAGCGCCAGGAGUCGGCUGAUCGCGCAGAGGAGCUGCCCAGGAGGCGGCGGCCCGAGCGGCAAGACUCAGUCGAUCAAUCUGAGGAGGCCGCGCGGAGGCGGCGGCCGGAGCGGCAGGAGUCAGCGGAGCACGACGCGGCACACAGCCUUACCCUGGGCCGCUACGAGCAGAUGGAGCGGCGGCGCGAGCGGCGUGAGCGGCGCUUGGAGCGGCAGGAGUCCAGCGAACAGGAGAUGCCCAUCAGAGGGGACCUGGUCAAAGGGAAGGCCACCCUGGCUGACAUUGUGGAACAGCUGCAGGAGAAAGAGGCAGGCCCAGGGCUGCCUGCUGGGCCGUCGCUGCCUCAGCCACGCGAGCUUCCCCCAGGUCGCCUGCCCAACGGGCUUGAGCUGCCCGAGCGGACACCUCGGCCGGACCGGCCCCGGGCGCGGGACCGGCCCAAGCCGCGACGGCGGCCGCGGCCCAGAGAGGGUGGUGAGGGCGGGGGAAGCCGGCGCUCGCGCUCCGCCCCGGCCCAGGGCGGCUCCGCCCCCGCGCCUCCGCCACCGCCCACUCACACAGUGCAGCACGAGGGCUUCCUACUGCGCAAGCGCGAGCUCGAUGCAAACCGCAAGUCGUCCAACCGGUCGUGGGUGAGCCUGUACUGUGUGCUUAGUAAGGGGGAACUGGGCUUCUACAAGGACUCCAAGGGCCCGGCAUCCGGGAGCACACACGGUGGGGAACCGCUGCUCAGCCUGCACAAGGCCACCAGCGAGGUGGCUAGUGACUACAAGAAAAAGAAGCAUGUCUUCAAGCUCCAGACCCAGGAUGGCAGUGAGUUUUUGCUCCAGGCAAAAGAUGAGGAGGAGAUGAACGGCUGGCUGGAGGCUGUGGCUUCCUCCGUGGCGGAACACGCAGAGAUCGCCCGCUGGGGCCAGACACUACCCACUACUUCAUCCACAGAUGAGGGCAACCCUAAGAGGGAAGGCGGAGAUCGCAGGGCCAGCGGGCGCAGGAAGUGACUUCCCACCCCCAGGACCUGACACAUCUCGUCUCCCCUCUUUUCCGCACUGUGGGCACAAAGACACUUUUCUUCCGUAGGGGCGGGAGCCCCUAGUUCCAACACUGAGGACGCGUGACCUGGUGGGCACCGGAAAGGAGGGGACUUCUCCUGCACCUCAAGAAGUGGUGGGGAGAUUGCUGCCCCUAUAGCCAUAUCUCGGCCCCUUCCCACUCACCACCCCCACCCCAGGUGCUGGGGCUCCCUUAUUUUUAUGCAAUAACUGAGCUUGAUGGGGGUGGGCAGGGGGCCAGCUGAGCCAAGCCCUCAGCCCCGAUCUGCAGAUCCUGCCCCAAGAAGCUGGGGUGGUGGGGGCGGUAAUUCCUGCCCCCCUCUCUGCCCUAGGGAUGGGCACGGGGGUGCUGGUGAGGUCCCCUGGACCAUCCAGGGUGCUAGGGGGCAGGGAGGGGACACCUCCUCCCCGCCUUUACCUCACUUCCAAUGCUGCCUUGAUCUCUGUCUGGGAGGGGGGAGUGAAGGGGCCCUAGCCCUUGCACUCCGCCGCCUCAGAGCCAUGCGGUUAAUUCCUGACUUAGUUUAUUUUUGCAAAACGUCGAUCUCCUCCUCCCCCGCCCCGCAUCCGCGAAGGCUUUUAAUGGGAGGGGCGUCAAAGCUCAAAACUGUUUUCCUCUCUCCUCCUCCCUCCAGUUGUAAAUGCCACUUCAUGAGGGGAGGGGCGAGGGGAAGCCCUCCCCCUGCAUGCUUCUGGCUGGAGCACCUCCCUGGGGAGUGGGGGGAUUGGGUUGUGGGCAGUCCCCAUGGCCGCCUGGAGAAGCCGCUGUGGCCCGGGGGUGUGGGGCGGUAUGGCGGGCGCACACUGUAUGUACCUAUAAUAAACCCUUUGGCUUUGA